Messenger RNA from Hymenoscyphus albidus, 1796 nucleotides. The record is from the annotation of a GenBank genome assembly. Lineage: Eukaryota; Fungi; Ascomycota; Leotiomycetes; Helotiales; Helotiaceae.
AUUUUGUACAGCCCGAAGAAGUGCCCCAGACAGCUUCAACUCCCACGUCAAUCAUGGCCGACGACGAUCUUUCCGACGAGCAGCUUCAGCAAUUGCUCAAGGAUGCUGAGCAGAGGUUGAGGGCAGCCAAGAAGAAAGGCUUCGCCCAAGAGACCUCGUUGACAAGCCUCCAAAGGUAUGCUGCGCAAUUCCAACCAUGGCCUCUCGAUGUCGCGCGAUCUCUUACUGACAAGAUCCGCAUCCAGGCUUCCCAAGAUCGCAUCAGAUAGCCCCAUCAGCUCGUACAUACAAAAGACCAAGCAAGGCGUGCAAAUAGAUCCUUCUAUGCUUGUAAAGGCAGAAGACCGAAAACUUGCGAAUGUCAUAAGGAUCGUUGAAGACCCCAUUAUGGUCAAGGCAAACGCAGACAAGGUAAGCUUCUACAACUUGCUCAACAUUUCAUGUUCUUCGAUGAGGAAAAUAUCCCAAAAUUUCUUGACGUGGGAUCUGGUCCCGUCUUGGGUACCACCCUGCACAAAAUGAUUUCUUAUUUUCAUAGUUACACUGAGAAGAAACAAACACAACAAAUUUCUUUUGAAUUGUACAUUCAAUCAGAAACUAACUGUAAUCAUAGGUUGCGAAAGCUACUGCGGGCGCAGACUGGUACAAUUUACCAAAAACCGUCCUGACUCCAGAACUCAAACGCGACCUACAAUUACUUCGUAUGAGAUCCGUCCUUGAUCCCAAGCGUCAUUACAAGAAGGAGGCAUCCAAACCCCAAGUACCCGAGUAUUCGCAAGUCGGUACCAUCAUUGAAGGACCGACAGAAUAUUUCAGUUCCAGACUCUCCAACAAGGAUAGAAAACGAACUCUGGUUGAAGAAACCCUCCAGCGCGAGCAGAACACCCUGCGGUUCAAGACCAAGUACAAUGAGAUCCAAGAGGCAAAGACCAGCGGCAAAAAGGCUCACUACAAAAAGAUGCGGGAACUCAGAAGAGGCAAGAAGGUUUGAUUACUAUCAGAUCUGUCUUCAUUCUAUCGAGGAUCAUCUAUCAUUUCUAUCAACAGAGAUCUGGAUAUUAGGCUACAACUUGGUUGUCUGAGGCGAUCAGCUCAACAAGUUUUACGAUGAGCUCCUGAGGCUAUUGUCAGCAUUUUCAACUGGUUUGGGCCAGCGCAAAAAUGUACUCUAACAUCAUCUGCAACAGUCUGAGUAGCUGCCAGCACUUCUGUAUGACUCGUACUACCGGCUUCCAUGGCUUUAUUAGUCACGUGUGCCUCGACGUCUGGGUCACUUCCUAAUGGGGGUGGGUCAUGGAGAGCACUAUUCGUCACAAUGCUGACUCCAAAGACCCUCAUUCCUCCAUGUCUUGCUACAAUGACUUCUGGCACGGUUGACAUUCCUACCAGAUCUCCUCCUAACAUGGAGAGCAUACGAGUUUCAGCUCGGGUUUCGUAACUAGUAAGUUAGCUAAACCUGCAAACUGAAGUAUUUUUCCGGAACAUGAUAUCAAUCAAGUUGUAUACAGGGCAUAUACGGGUCUUGUGACUUCGGAAAAACUUACCAAGGCCCAGCAGCAAAAGCAUAUACACCCUCACUCAACUUCUUGACUUGAUUACAUUUCGCCCAUGCCAAGUGUGCCUUGCGGCGCAGAUCAAGAUCAUAGGCAUCUGUCAAAGCCAAGAACCUGGUACCAAAGUCGUCAAGAUUAGGACCGCGGAGUGGGCUUAGACCUGCGAGGCCGGCAAGGUUGAUGUGCUUUGCUCUUGUAGUUAGCUUAUAGAUUUCAAAUUCAAAGAAUUAUAUCCUUCAGAGA